Molecule: messenger RNA, 8659 nt
Organism: Alligator sinensis (Chinese alligator)
Lineage: Eukaryota; Metazoa; Chordata; Crocodylia; Alligatoridae
Exons: 20
Coding region: 486-7442 (2318 amino acids)
Biological process (GO): exocytosis; intracellular protein transport
Cellular component (GO): plasma membrane; exocytic vesicle
Molecular function (GO): small GTPase binding; neurexin family protein binding
Source: RefSeq, a predicted model, not a curated record
CGGCACAGCUCUUGAUCGGAGCUCUGUGAGGUCUAUGAGCUCCCUGACUGGUCAAUCCCUGUGGGGUCUGUCUGGAGUAUCUGCUUUUUGGCGGCUUCGGAGUGCAGGGGUAAUGUUUGAAUGCCUCUUGCCAUUGGAUUAACAGUCUGUGCUGGGUCAAGGAACUUCUUCACGAGAGAGAGCUGAGAGAUGGGAACUUCCAUAAUGCUUGUGUGAUCUGAACAAUCAGGAAUGCGGCACCCUGUUGAGAGCCUCUUACCGAGAAAGGCACAUGCACGUUCUUCUUUGAGCAAACUGCAAAAUUCAAGGCUUUUCAGACCUCUGACUGCAACGUGGUCCCAAAGAAUCUAGUGCUGGUGAACCGUACAGACCUGAGACCUCAGUUCCUUUGCAUUUUUUAAAACAGACUACAAAUUCAGUCAUUCUUCUCCACCUCCAACCAAGUGGGACUUUAGGUUUCUCUGAUUUCUUUUGAAGCUGUCAAGAUGAUCGACUUAGGCUUCCUAACAGAGGAGGAGCAGGAGGCAAUAAUGAAGGUGCUCCAGCGGGAUGCAGAGCUAAAGAGAUCAGAAGAGGAGAGGGUCAGGCAUUUACCAGAAAAAAUCGAUGAUGAUAUUCAGCUGAAGAACAUGAGUGGGCAGUGGUUUUAUGAGGCCAAGUCAAAGAGGCACAAGGAUAAAAUACACGGAACAGACAUAAUUAGAGCAUCAUUAAGAAGAAAACCUGCAACAAUAGGUGAGCUGAGUUGGAACAAAUCAGACAAAAUGAAGAACAGUUGGGUGAACAAUGUCAAUAAAGAAGCUGUUGUCACACCAGAGCUCUUUGGUAUCCAGGAACAGCCAGAAGAAGGGGAAGCAGAAUCCAGUCCAAGUUCUCAUGCUUCGACAGUAACAUUAGACAGACUACAGGAAAGUUCCAUGAAGGCAGCAGUGUCGCCAGCAAAGCAAAGGAAAAAUCCCUUUAAUGACUCUAUUUUACCUGAUGAUGAUAAUUUAAAGAGCAGGGAGUCAGGAAAUGGAACAGCUGGUCUAUCUUGGACACCAAAUGAAGAUUCUCUCUCACCUUCAAAGGACAGCCAAUCCAAGACAAAGUUGCUUAACAGUGGGUCUGAGGAACCUAGGCAAACUCCUACAGAACCAAGUGAUGAAUCACAGAAACCUACAGAUCAGCCACCUGUACCAAAAGCCAGGAAAGUCAUCUGUAAAAUAACAGAUCCCAUGAUGCAGAAAGAUGCCUCUUUACCCAAGCCUGCCAAAAGGACAAAUCAGGUUAAUGGGGCUAGUACACCACCUCGGGGCAUUUUGAAACGCAGCUCAAGUUCCAGUUCCACUGAUUCAGAAGUUCUUCGUGUUAAUCAGAAGUUGGAUGCCCAAAAUAAGAAUGGUGUGCCCACUUCAGCUAUUCUUGAAGGCGUAGCUGAGAAGAAUUCUCCUAUAGAAGUAGCAGAAGACAAUUCACAAAAUUCAUUGGAAAGAUUAAAACAAGUCAGGUUCUCUUAUAGUAUAGGUGAGAGUGAGCAACUGCAGAGUCCCCCAUUGCAUCAAGGCAAAGAAGUAGGAGAGUUUGACUUAUUAGAAUUUGAUGAUAAAAAUAGUGCAAGUAACACUGGUAGAUCGGGUGCUCCUGGGAAUGAACAGUCUCUUGCUGUAAAACCUUCCCAUUCUUCUUCAUUGGCUUUAGAUAGUAAUGUGACAGGCAGAGACAUUUUGCAAGAAAACAUGUUAGUGCUGAAUUCUCAUGAUGCUGAAGGGUCAAGCUUAUCAGCUACUGAAACCUCACAGCCAGAAAAAAGCCCUUCUGCAGAACUCAUGACUCCAACAGCCUUCUCCAGCAAGAUCUCAGUAAAUGGCACAAAUGUACCAACCGUCGGCGAGACAUUGCCAAACAAAUCUAAGCCUCACCUGAACCCUGAAUCAGAGUUGCUCAAGAAUGCUAUUGAUCAGCCCCUGCCUUCUGCUAAGACAGAAUCCCCUCAGGUGCCACGUGCAGACCUUCAGCAAGGUAAGCCUGCUCUUGUUGAGGGUCAAAGUGCCAAAACCACUUCCCAGCCUGAUAAACACAUUGCUGAGUUUAUGAAAGCAGCUGAUGAGUCCAUAUCGAAAGUAUUAGACUGGUUUAAAAGAAGCUCCAGUGCUGGCGAUGACAAAACUCAGUCAGAGAAAUCUCAGGGGAGGGAACCCAAAGAAGAACCAGACUUUCCAGCCAAGACAGUUGCAGAUAAUGGAGAACCAUGCAAGGAUGAAAACAAGCAACCGACAAGAGAAUUUUCAUUUGGCGAGAAUGGGAAAUCACACAGUGUUUUGCCGAGAGGACUUGAGACGGAAGAAAAGCAAAUGCUGAAAGAGAAGGAAAAACAUAAUCAAAAUGGAGAGAGAGAAGAAACAAGAUACAAUGAAGAAGCACGUAAAGAACCUAAGUUUCUUAAAGAUGGCAAAGGCCAGACAGGUUCAAAGAGUUUUAGCUCUACAGGAAACCUAAUUGAAGAGUCAUUGGAAAAUGACAUACAAACCAACAUAAAGGAAGAAGGGGAAAAUAUGUCUACUGUCAAAUCACCUUUGAAAGAAGGCAAUUUUGCAUUACAAACUGGAUUUGAUCAUAAAAGGUUAGAGCAAGAACCUGACUUGCUUGAUCAAGGAAGCAUGCCAUUAGAUCCACAUACUUUGAGGGGGAAAACGGAUGAAUUGCAACAGUAUGAAUUUAAGCAGUCAGCUCAGAUAACUAUUCCAGAUGAGGCCACAAGAGAAAAAAGAAAAGUAAAGGAUAUUAGGGCACUCUGGGAAAGGGACAAUGCCACACCUAUGCAUCCAAAUAAAGAAGCUAUUUUACAUACGGGCCCAGCAGCUAUUAGCACAAUGCUUGAAGAAAGUAGCAAGGUAAAAGAAUCUAAAGACCAAAGCGAGUCUAGUUUGGUUGCCUUCAGAAGAGUUGAACUAACUAGUGAUGAACAGUCAUCUGAAGAUGAAUAUCUAGAAUCCUCUAACACUAGAUUUGAUAUUACAUCCAAACCUAAAGCAGAUGAAAAACUAACAAAAACACUUCCAUCUGAUGGGAAGGGUAAUGAAUUUGCAAAAUUGCCAAAAGCAAAUAAUUUGUCCCCAAGAAUCAAUAUUUCUCCCAUCUCCUCAAAAAGCAAGUAUGAAGAUGGGCUAGAAAUGUGUUCAGAAAAAGAUACCACCUCUCCGCAACAGAAAGCCAACUUUAAGGUUUUGUCUUUAAAAGAAAAAAUAAAUGAGAAGUCCAAGAAUCAAAUUUCUAAUCCUUUGCAGUUUCAGAGUUUGAGACAAUUUUGGGGUAGUGGAGUUAAACUGCAGGAAAAUGAAGGUACUUUACCAAAUACUGUCAGUACUGUAGCCUACAAAAAGGAGUCAAAAGAGGUUAAAGAAACCAAAACUGAGCCAAGCAGAGAAGACCCAGUGAUUCAGCAGCAGAACCAACUGUCCCAAAGAGAAAGAACGGAGAAGCUAACUUUCAAAGGAUCAUCUACACAGGAAGGGCAGCCCGUUCCCUGGUCACUGAAAAUGACCUCAAAGGGAAAUGCAGAAGCUGUUGAAAUAGUAGAAAAAAAUGUAAGACAAUUGGUGAUCUCAAAACCUGAAGAAAAAGUGGAUCCUCCAGAUCGGGAAGUUAAAGAAUAUAUAGAAAAAAGUAUUGCUCUGUCAAAAACACAGGAUAGUAAAUUUAACAGUGGAUUACAGAAACUGCUUAAAGAAACAUCUGAGUCUUCCUUUCCACCAUACCAACCAGCUGGUGAGAAGGAUGCUAGAAGAGGUGAGGCAGGAGCAGACGAACAACAAAAUUCUUCUGUGAAAAUGGUUCAGAGCAAGACUGCCCCCAUGGACGUCAAAGAACAAGCAGAACCUCCUAAGGAACCGGUUUUAGAGACAAUAGACAAAACAGUUGCCCUACCAGAAGUAAAACCUGAUAGGUUUAAUGCUGGCCUAGAAAAGCUGCUAAAGGAAACCUCUGAACCAUUAUCUUCUUCCAGUCUGAGCACACCGGAAGCCGUUUCUGAAAGGAUGGUUUCUUCACCUGGGCAAGCAAGAUUCUUUGAAAAGGUGAUGGAACGGAGUCUCAGGAUGUCUCCUAGUGCUCAGAAAGAGGAAUUGUUUAAUCGAGAAGUGAAGGAAACGAUUGAAAAAACAGUUGCUGCACCCAAAGAUGUGCAUAAAGAAUCUAAAAUUGGUCUAGAGAAGCUUCUUAAGGAAUCUGAGGCCUCCUAUCCCUUAUAUCAGACAACAAAUGAGGAUGAAAGUAUCCAGAGAGAGACUUCUUCUGAAAAAAUCUGCCCAAAUUCUUUCCAAAAAGUGUUGCAUACUAACAUGCCUGCUCUUGUUGACACCCAGACUACAGCACAGGCUCCUGGCAAGGACGUUUCAGAGACUGUAGAAAGAACAGUCAUUCCACACAAAUCUGAACUCUGUACUUUUGAUGUUAAUUUUAAAAAGCUACUUAAGGAGGCAUCCACAAUCUCUCCUUCACUGUAUGAUACAGAUCAAAACCUCAAAGCAGUCUCUGAUGAUAAUUCUAGAAAAGAUCAGCAGAAGUGUAAUGAGCUGCUGAUAGACCUUAGCCAGGAAACAGCUGAGACCCCUGAGAGCACUGCAACUAUAUACAAGGAUAAUGUUAAGCCAUUUGAUACAAGCUUGGAGAAACUAUAUGGAGAGCCAGCUGAAGUGCUGUCACCUUCACAUGGGAAAAGUGGAAAAAAUGUAAGCUCUCAACUAAAGGAACAUCCUGAUUACUCUGCUUCUUCUUCUUACCAACCUGGAGAAGUAAAUGAAAUGGUGACAACAACUGUUCAACCAAAAUCUGAUGUCGGCGAGUUUAGUGCUAGCUUGCAGAAACUGCUGAAAGAAGCCUCUCUGUUUUCGCAUCCUGAACAGAAAAGCUUAGACACUGUAACUCAUGAUAUAGUGAGUGUUAAUCUACAGCCUAAGCAGAAUGUGGAGUCUGUAUCCCAACAAGAUAUUACCUAUCCUCAAGAAGAAAAUGAAAUAAUAGAAAAAGCUGUUGCUCCAUCCAAAGCAAAAUUCAGUGAAUUUAAUUAUGGUUUAGAGAAACUACAGAAGGAGGCUUCUGAAACAUCACCUGGUAGCCUGGGAUGUAUGGACAACGCUGUGCAGAGGACUGCUGAUGUACAACCUGUAGACUUGACCUCUCAACAAAAUAUAAAUCAUCUUCCGGAAGUAAGUGAAGCAAUAGAAAAAUCUGUUGCCCCUUCCAGAUCUGAGGUUGGAGAGUUUAAUACUGGUUUGCAGAAGCUGCUGAAAGAGGCAUCUGAAAUACCACCUGCUGACCUGAAAAGUUUGGACAAAGAUGGAACGCAGCCUUCCCAACAAGAGAGUGGCUGUGUUCAAGGAGUGAAUGAAACUGUAGGAAAAACUGUUGUUCCAGCAAAACCAGAAUACAGUACUUUCAAUAUUAAUUUAGAAAAACUUCUUAAAGAAGCAUCAGAAGUUUCCUCUCCUUUAUCCAAGGAGAGGGGUGAACAGGAAAAGCCUAAGGAUUCAGUGUCCCAGUCAGAAAAGGGAAUUUCAUCCAUAAAAAUGUCACCAUAUGGUCAGAGGGCUUCAGGUGGCUAUCGUACACAGCUUAAGAUAGGACUCAAGAGAGAGACUUUGAAACAAGAUGACAAAGCCUUUUUAAAGGAAGAUAUUGCAGUAAAUGAACCACAACUUUCUGAUCCCCAUGAAAGGGGUGCAUUUCAGAAAAUAGAACUGAUUAACUUGGCAUCAACUGAACCAGCACCCCAAGAGACAGAGAGUAGUACAGCUAUAAUCAAAAUGCUAAAGAUACAGGAAAAAGCAGGAGAGGCUGAUAAAAGUGGUUCCUUCGCAGAUACUGUUGAGAAUGCACCUGAAGUGAGCAAACCACUUGGAUUCAGAAGAGCAAGCACACCACUUGAAGGUAGCUCGCCCAAGAUAAGCAAAGGACAACCGCUUCUAGCACCUUCUUGUCAUGACGAUGAAGAUGACACGAUAAGUUUAGGCUCAGAUGCCUCAGAUGGAAAUUCUGAUCCUCAGACAGGAAUCAGGAGGAGUUCAACUAGUUCAGAAGAAGAAUUAAAUCCUGUUUUGAUGGCUUUGAAAAGGAGUGCAGAUAGGAAAAUGCCUUCCAAAAGUCUAGAGGAUAUUUCAUCAGCCACAUCAAAUACAGGAAAAGUAGAUAUUCCAAGAGAAGAAUUAGUUCUUAGUGCUGAAGAUGAUCAGAAAACAGAUGAGCAACAAGAGAAAAAUGAAAAAGUUCCCGGAAUUUCCACAGUGCCUUCAAAACCUGAUAACCAGUUUUCAAAUCCUGAAAAAGUUAAAAGGCUGAGCAAGUCGGUACCAGCAUUUCUACAAGAAGAGAGUGAUGACAGAGAGACAGAUACAGCAUCAGAAAGCAGCUAUUCCUUUGGCAAAAUCAAGAAGAGCCCCAGCUCUCUAACCAAUCUUAGCAGUUCCUCUGGCAUGGCAUCCUUGUCUUCUGUGAGCGGAAGUGUGAUGAGCAUCUACAGUGGAGACUUUGGCAAUGUGGAUGUGAAAGGGAACAUUCAGUUUGCUAUAGAUUAUGUAGAACAGCUGAAGGAGCUCCAUAUUUUUAUUUGUCAGUGUAAAGACUUGGCAAUUGCAGAUGUUAAGAAGCAGCGUUCGGACCCGUAUGUAAAAAGUUACCUGCUGCCAGAGAAAUACAAGAUGGGCAAAAGGAAGACCUCUGUGAGAAAGAAAACAGUGAAUCCUGUCUUUAAUGAAAUACUGCGGUAUAAAAUUGACAAGGACCUCUUAAAGAACCAAACGCUAAAUCUCUCCGUCUGGCACAAUGAUAUAUUUGGACGCAAUAGUUUCCUGGGUGAGGUGGAGGUGGAUUUGGGAACGUGGGACUGGAAUGACAGAGUGAAGAAGCAGAUGAACUGGUUCCCACUUAAACCAAGGACUCCAACAGCAGCUCUCGAACUAGAAAACAGAGGAGAGAUGAAAGUAGCCCUCCAGUAUGUCCCAGAACCUGUCGGGGGAAAGAAGACCUCGCCCACAGGAGAGGUUCAUAUCUGGGUGAAGGGAUGCAACGACCUCCCUCUUCUGAGGGGCAACAGGCUCAACUCUUUUGUUAAAUGUACCAUUCUUCCAGACACUAGUAGAAAAAGCCGCCAGAAAACGAGAUCAGUGGCAAAAACUACCAACCCAGUGUUCAACCACACCAUGGUUUAUGAUGGCUUUAGGCCUGAAGAUCUGAAAGAAGCCUGUGUAGAACUCACGGUCUGGGAUCACAACAAACUAGUCAAUCACUUUCUGGGAGGUCUCAGGAUAGGUCUUGGAACAGGUAAAAGUUACGGAACAGAAGUGGAUUGGAUGGAUUCUACUCUGGAUGAAGCUGCCCUAUGGGACAGAAUGAUGAAGUCUCCAAACACGUGGGUAGAAGAUACGCUACCACUCAGGAUGCUCAUGAUAGCAAAGCUGACAGAAUAGGAGGACUUUGUAACUGAUAAUGGCCAAAACAGAUCUUGAAAGUUGUGGGGAAGGAAUAAAAUAAAGCUAGAAACUUCGUGGACUUCAUAGAACAGUAUACUGUGGCAGAUCUUUAGACAGCUGUUUUGUCUUGUUCUUCAUUUGUGCUGCUAAAUGCCUGUAGAAUUUUUUUUUUCACAUGAAGGCCUUUCAUUAUUUUCUCACUGAAAAUGAGUGAAAAGAACAAAGAAUGGUGUAACAGAAUGACAGCAUAGGUACCAGUGGUGUGUUUUAGAGUUGAAUGGAAUACCUAAAAACUGUUGGUGCUUCGUUCAGUAAGUUUAAAUUGCCAGAAGACUAAAACCAAAAAUCUGACCCUUUCCAGCUCUUUCCAGUGUCAUUUGCGGGGCAUUGUUAGCGGUCUGAUAAAUGGACGGUACCUCUUUAUAUCGGCUACUGUGGGUUAAUGCAUCAUUCAAGUUUUCUUAGCAAAGGGUGUAACAGCCAUAGUUCAUAAAAGGAAUUCUAUCUGUUUUAAAUUUCCAGGGCAUGGCGAAAGUUUCUAAAUUGAUUAGAAGCCUUCUAUGAAAUAGUGGUUUUGGUCUCAUUCUGGUAGGACGCUUGGUACCCUCAACUCCAGCUCAAGUCAGUGGGAACAAAGGGUUGCAGAGUACGAAGAAUCAGUGUCCUGAAAAGGGUUUGUCUUUGUGUGUUACAAAUGUUAUUAGUCUUAAACAAAUCUCUAAAUUGGGGAGACUGAAUGAAAAUGAUGACUUCUAAUGUACUUUGUUCAAAUGUUACUCUGAAGAAUCUUUUUUUUUUUCCUCAUUGGUUAUAUUGCUGGUUUUAUUAUUGAAAAAUUGAAUAUUUAUUUUUUAAAAAUGUUCAUUGCCUGCACCGAAGACUGAUUUGCCUUGUAGGCGUGUGCAGCACUUUGUUUGUACUUCAGUGCCAUUAUGACACAGCAGGGAUUGAGAUGUUCUUGGUUUAAACGAACCUACAGCAUAUGCAACAGGAAGCAACCGUCUCAGGUCUAUAGGAAUGUAAUAUAAGAAAGCUGAACGUAUAACUGGGGCAAGAACAACAAACCUGGGCUUUUAACUAAAAGCAGCCUGUUAAAGCUACAUUGUGCUGGGAAUAAAUGUUUAAUUAAACAAUACACAUGAUCUUAUAUUUACAUCUUAUAAAUCUAUGCAAUUUUCAUAUUGUAUUGUAAGCUACAGGCCUCAAAAUAAAUG